AUGUCCUCCCGGGCCCCACAAGCUCCCCAGCGUGGGUACAGCACCGGCAGCGGUAGCAGCAACAUUCAUGUCAACCCGAAGCCAACGAACCCCCCGAGAAACCUUCAUCAUCUAUUACCUAAGGGAGCCGCAGCUUCUAGCGACCGCCAACAACCCUGCAAAAACUGCCUCAAAAAAGCCCGCGAAGACCUCUGCACCUACGCCCCAAAACCAGAAAAAGCCCGCCCCGAGCGGUCCAUGGCUGCCCGCCUGAAAAGGCUAGAGUCCAUGGUCAGGGGCAUGAUGCACACCAACAACCCCAACAUCCGUGGUCCCAUCCCGGCGCUUACAUCCUCUUCUUCAGCCACUGGCCAGUAUCAAACCGACGAGCACGACGAUGAAACCGAGGAAAGCCCAGAUGAAAGAGCAGCGGCGGUCCCUGUUGGGCAGGUCGUGCUGGGGAAGAGCGGCAAGGGGAGUGCUACGUAUGUAGGGGCGACGCAUUUCAUGGCUAUGCUCGAGGAUAUCGAGGACCUGAAGAGUUACUUCGACGACGACGAUGAUGGGGAGGCAGACACCGGGGAAGCAAGCCUCGACCCUGACGCGGCGGCAGGGUUCGGCUCUCCCGACGACGCGCACUCACCUGGCUUGCUGCUGUUGUCUCACACCGUCCCGACCUGCAAGCAGGAUCUCGUCGAUAUGCUCCCCCCUCAACCGGUGGUCGAAAGGCUGACACGGCGUUAUUUCGAUGCUGCCAGCCCGACCCACCACUGCGUCCACCAGCCGACCUUUGCCAAAGAUUGUGCUGUGUUUUGGCAAGAUCCGAACAAGGCGUCUCUGCAAUGGCUGGCGUUGUUGUUCGUAAUCAUUGCACAGGGAACGUCGUUCUCCAUGUUCACCGCCCCCCGGGAACUGGCGGGCGACUCGGACGUUCCCCCGAUGGAGCGAUUCCGAAGGUAUCGUGCCGCCGCCCUUUGGGCCCUGGUGGCAGGCAAGUUCUCGUCUCCCGGACCGUCAACGAUACAACCUUUUCUCUUGUACAUCGAGUCUGAAUUCCUCAUCAACCGAACCUCCCAGAUGACCUGUUACCUGUUGAUAUCAGUCUGCAUCAGACUCAUGCUGAGAAUGGGCCUCCACCGCGACCCCGACAAGCUCCCCAACAUCCCCCCUUUUGAUGGAGAAAUGAGGCGAAGGCUAUGGCAUGUAGCCUGCCAAUUCGACCACCUCGUCUCUUUCCACAUGGGCCUCCCAAGCAUGGUAUACAGCAUCGAGAGCGACACAGCCCCGCCCAGAAACCUCUUCGAUGACGACCUGGACAAAGACUGCCAUCAGCUACCCCCCGCCCGGCCCGACACCGAGUACACCAUGCUGACAUACCCGAUCUGGAAAUCCUCCAUCUGUCAAGUCUUCGGUCUCGUCGCCCGCCAAGCCAACUCCCUCACCCGACCCACCUACGCCGAGAUCCAGGAGCUCGACAUGCGACUCGACGAAAUAUGGAGCCAGGUGCCCCCUUUCAUGAAGAGAAUCGUGCCACCACAGGAUUAUGAUGGCGAGCCCAUCUCCCCGGUUCUGGUCAACCAGCAGUUCGGUUUGAUAUCCCUGUACAACAAGAGCCGUUGCGUGCUGCACCGUCGAUACCUCAUCGAGCCCGUCCCUAAGCCCGAGCAUGCUUAUUCCAGGAGAAUCUGCCUCGAAGCCGCCAUCAGCCUCCUGGACCACCAAAACCUCAUGCACCUGGCCACGCUGCCCGGCGGCGGACUGAGGGCAACAGGCUGGUACAUCAGCGCGCUGGCCAUCCACGACUUUCUCCUCGCCGCCAUGGUCGUCUACCUCGUCCUUCAGCACGGGCCAGAGUCUGGGAGACACGACCACCAGGAGAGCAGCUGCUGGCCAAGUCUAGACCCGGCCUUGUCAGCCUUCUCGAACGAGGAGCAACUCCAAAAGAUGUUGGAGAGGUCCCAUCAGAUAUGGGAAACCAUCUCGGAAGCUGACGGCGUCUUCCGGAAGGCGACUGACAUGCUCGCCACGAUGCUGAAGAAGAUUGAACUGAAGAAGCAGCAGAACAAAGGCAAACAGCUCGCACCUGACCAGCACCACCCGGAACAUCAGCCGUACGUGCGAGACGAGGACUCUUGGCUCAACACAUCGCAAAGCCAUGAGCCCUUGUCCGUCGGCAGCCUCUCUGUGACCGGGGAGCAGCAGCACCACAUGAUGGAGGAUGUGCAGCAGCCCCUGACGCGGCAAGAUCUCAUGCCCGCAUCAUCAAUCGAUACUCGAUGGCUCGACCUGGGCAGUAUGGGGAUGGACCAAAUGGGCUGGGACACAUUUGAUAGCGCCAUCCGUGGUGAAAAUAACGUGCAUCAGCAGACGGUGGAGGACUGGAUACCAGAGGGUCCCUUGUUGGACGAUGUUCAGUUGAUGACCACCAUGGGCUUUCACGGCAGCCCGUUUGACUGGAGAGAGCAGGAGGAAGGGUAUGAAUGUUGA
Messenger RNA from Podospora pseudocomata, 2466 nucleotides. RefSeq lists its product as uncharacterized. Gene Ontology annotation, molecular function: DNA binding; zinc ion binding. The record is from RefSeq and is a predicted model, not a curated record. Lineage: Eukaryota; Fungi; Ascomycota; Sordariomycetes; Sordariales; Podosporaceae. The transcript has 5 exons. Gene Ontology annotation, biological process: DNA-templated transcription. Bases 1 to 2466 code for a protein of 821 amino acids.